Molecule: messenger RNA, 4038 nt
Organism: Drosophila grimshawi
Lineage: Eukaryota; Metazoa; Arthropoda; Insecta; Diptera; Drosophilidae
Gene: row
Exons: 8
Coding region: 100-4038 (1312 amino acids)
Biological process (GO): regulation of transcription by RNA polymerase II
Cellular component (GO): nucleus
Molecular function (GO): sequence-specific DNA binding; DNA-binding transcription factor activity, RNA polymerase II-specific
Source: RefSeq, a predicted model, not a curated record
ACGGUACAGCCUCGGCGAAAAAAAUCAAUUACCCAUUUGAUUCGAAGAAUAAUUUGAAUUUAAAAACAUCAAAUAAGGCAGCCUAGUGCGUUGGGAACGAUGACGCGGAUAACUAGAAGUGAUUUAUCACUUGAUAUGGAGUGCUGGGUGGAGGAGCUGUCCCCCGCCCAAUUGGCCUACUACGAGAAAAUCACAAACGAGCACAAUGCGGUGAAAAACGCGCUGAAGUCCGCCGUCAGCGCCAAUGAAGGCAAGGAGCUAUUCAGCGGGCAGGUGUUUCAGGCAUACUCGUUCAAGGGCAAAGUGCUGCAAGAGCUCAAGGAGGCGACCUUGCCUAAGAAGCCACCAAAAGCAGAUCCUCCCCCACCGCCCACCACUGCCUCGGGUGGAGGCGGUGGUGGCACUGGGCGUGGUCGUGGCCGACCCCGUCUGGCAGCAAACAUUGCUUACUUGGAGUCAUCGGAUGAGAGCGACGACGAUGUGCCGCUGGGCAAACGCUUAGCCCUGUCAGUGGGCAAGAAGGCUGUUGCCGCCGCUCCGCCAUCCCAAUCGACACCCAAAGCAAGUAAAAAAGCGGCGGCAGCAGCUGCAUCUCCCACAGGCAAGGCAUCGCCACAGCCCAAGGGUGGCAAGGGAUCGGGCGCAGGUUCCAGCAAAUCAUCGGCUAGUGGCGAAGCGCCACCCAAGAAUUUCCGUCCGGCAGAGGUCAAUUCUGUGGGUGGUUUGGUGGUGGGUAGCAACGAUGACAGCAGCGCCAAGAAUGGCAAAGAUGCCAAGGAAGGCAAGGAUACGAAAAUGCAGGGCAAAACAUAUCCAUCACUGGUCGUGCUUGCCAAGCCAUUCCUCAAGAUCAAAGACAUGGCAGCGACGCGCAGCAAACUGGACUCCAAGGUCAAACUGGUGCUCAUGCUGACACCCAACAAGUUCUGCGAGUGGCUGCUCCAAGAGGGCCUGCUGCGUGCCCAGCAGCACUGCAUAAACCAUCGGAGCAACGAACUCAAAAUGGGCGUUUACUCGGACAUCAGCAAGUUUCCGUAUACCGGCGGCUAUGUUUGGAUUAGCGAUUGUUGUCCCUACCGUUUCGUUUCGGUGUUUAACAAUUCCAUUUUUGAGGGCGCCCAGCAUCCGCCAACAUUUCUGCUAAAGCUCGUCUAUCAUUGGGCCUGCCAGACCAGCAUUCAGAAUGUGGUGCAGUGGGUCAAAGUGGACAGUGUCUACAUCAAAGGCAUCUACACAUGGCUACGUGCUAUUUGUACAUUGGCCGUGCAUCAAAAGUGCAAAAAGCUCGGCGGCCCCGGCAAGUUUGUUGAGGUGGGUGUCAUUUCGUUGGGCACAACGUCGCAGGACGGUGCACAACGUCAGGUGAAGGUGGAGGUGCUUGGCGUCUACGACUAUACGGAUAAAUCCAUACGGCUGCGUGCCGUAGAACCGAUUACCGAUGGCGACCGUAAUUAUAAGAAACGUUUUCAGGCAAUUUUAGAGCCACUGUCUCGCUGGGUGCACAAGGACAGCACAAUUUGCAUAGAUCUUACCGUGGACAAGAUAACACUCUUUAGCAUGGGCUUCAAGAACAUUGUUCAGGCGGCAGCCACCGAUAACGCAGCGAAGCACAACAACUCGGCUGUUAUGGAAUACUUGCGUCGCAUUGUGCCGCGCAUGUUCCAGAAUACGCUGUCGUUGCUCUCGCGCCAAAUGAUACAGCAGUUCCUCGAUGAGCUCGUCUGGCGCGAAUCCUUUGGCACGUAUGCGCUGCAGGCGUUCAACAAUAUCAUCAUACACAUUGCCGAGCAGACACGUGUAACGACCAAUGAGACAAUUACACAGCGCCUGUAUCAGGUCGCAACAAAUCCAUUUAAGGACUGGAGCGUACUGCCACCCAAUUACAAGGAGACACCAGCCAAUGCAACGCCCAAGCGUCUCAAGAAACCAAUCAGUGAUACGGACUAUGUGCACGCUGGCAAGGAAUAUGUCAGCAAAGUGAAGAAAGAAAAGGAUAUUUUGCCAACAGGGAGCAAACGUCGCAGUACUGUCAGCACACCCCCUCCGGCAGGAGUCUCCAAGGGCCUCGGCAAAGGAGCUGGAACUUCAAAGUUGGCUGCGAAAACUGCAGUUGCCAAGACGAUCGUGCCUGCUCUGCCCUCGACGAAAUUGGUGCCUAAAAAGCCCAAGGAGACAAAGGAGGAGAAAGAGAAGGUUGCCGUUGUCAUUAAAAAGGAAGAAGACGAACUGAAGGGUCUCGAGGAGCUCUACUAUGGCAUUAGCGAUGGCACAGAAGAGUUCUAUGAGCAUUUUCCCUACAGCUCGCCACGAGCCAAUCCAGCGGAGCUAACCAGGACAGUUGAGUGUCCAAUUUGCUUGAAUGGCGAAACGUAUGACUCCAAUGAGAAGCUGCAAACGCAUUUGGUGUCGCACAUCUCGCCCGAGGGCAGUCAACAUCAAUUCCAGUGUCUGUUCUGCCUGGAGAAACAUCAAACCGAAUUUGUGCUAGCCAAGCACAAUCAAAUCAUGCAUCCCACCGAAACCAAGACGGAAGGCUCCCCUUCCUAUUAUUGCCUGAUUUGCCAGCAGCGAUACAAUUCUCUGCAAUUUCUGACUUCCCAUCUGCAGAGGGUGCACAGCACAUUAGAGUUGCCGUACUGGUGUCAAUCCUGCGGCUAUCGCUCCUCCUCGCAUCGCGAUCUGGUGCGCCACUUCUACGACGAUCACAAGAAUCAGAACUUCUUGCAGUGCCCAUACUGUCUUGAUAUCUAUUACUUUACACAUAAGGGCAAGGUGAAUCAGUUGCGUGUUGAGCACUUCUUCAUGCAUCUGGACGAGCAUGUGAACAAGAGGGAUCCAGCAUUGCGGUGUCAGAAGUGUUCGCUGAGCUUCUUGGAAAAGGGCGAUUUGAAACAGCACACGGUCAUGCAUCAUGUCAGCAUGACCAAGACAAAUAAACCAGUGCGUCUGCUAUUGAAUAACUCGCUACUAAUUCCGCCGCCCAAGGUGCGCACACACCAUCGGGAACAGCCGCCAUUCUCCACAUACAAACGGCCCGUUUUCUUUGCCUUCCUCGAGGGCAAGACAUGCGCCGAGUGCAAUACUGAUUUCGCCAGCGAGGAGACACACUACACCGGUUGGCUGCACUGCGUCAAGUGCAACUAUCAAACAUGUUGCGAGCGCGCCCAGUUCCGACAUGGCGUUGAUUGUAAUAGCAACUUUGAGGAUGCAAUGGAAGUGAAUAUGCAGCAGGAGAUGCACUGCAUCUGCGGCUUUGCCACCAGCAAUGGCAACAAAAUGGCCCAGCAUUUGGCCAACUGUUGCCUGAGCACCUGCUACCCUAGUGUGGAGACGUCCAACGAGAAUGCCGUCAAGCGCAAUAUGCUGGAUAUGUUGGGUCUGGUGCGCCGUGAUGGUGAAACUUCUGGCGAGGGCGCAGAUAUGGGUGAUGCGGUCGAUGAUGCCAUGGAUGACAAUAGCGAGCUGCUCCAGACUCCGGUCGAUGAUGACCAGCAGCUGCCGCAAGAGGGUCAGCCAGCGGAUCAGGAGCCAAUGCAGCAACAUCAUCAGGCGUUGCCGCAGGAGACUCAAGCCGAUAUGCAAACAGAUGAGCCACAACAAGAAUAUAUAGCAGCACAUCCGGAACCCGUACCAUUGUCACACUUGCCCCAAGUCCAGCAACAGGAGCAGCAAUCGACGCCCAUACAAUUCGGUGAAAUGGAGGCGGCACCUGUCAUGCUGGAUCCGCAGCAGGUGCAAGCAGCUGCCGACUAUGCUCAGGUGUCUGUGGUGCAGCAGCAACAACAACAACAGCAACAACAACAGCAACAGCACCACCAACAGCAGCCAUAUGGAAUGACUGGCUACGGUCAGAGCGCUAUGUCAACAGACAUUGACAUGCCGCUUAUUGGGGAACUGGCCGAGCCGAGUGCGCCGCCAACGCCACAGUUUUUGGGUGAGGUGCACACGCCCAUGUUCGAUGCGGUUGCCGCUGCUGAGCAACAACACUAUCAGCAGCAGCAGCAACAGCAGCAGCAUCAUCAUCAACUACCCCAAUGA